This is a messenger RNA of Marasmius oreades (fairy-ring Marasmius), 648 nucleotides long. RefSeq lists its product as uncharacterized. Gene Ontology annotation, biological process: 'de novo' IMP biosynthetic process. Lineage: Eukaryota; Fungi; Basidiomycota; Agaricomycetes; Agaricales; Marasmiaceae. Gene Ontology annotation, molecular function: phosphoribosylglycinamide formyltransferase activity. The coding region runs from base 1 to 648 and encodes 215 amino acids. The transcript has 3 exons. The record is from RefSeq and is a predicted model, not a curated record. Gene Ontology annotation, cellular component: cytoplasm.
AUGAGUUCGCUUCGAAAUAUUGUAGUCCUGAUAUCCGGGUCAGGAACCAAUCUCCAGGCUUUGAUAGACGCACAAAACACGGAAUCUCUCCCACAAACCCGAAUCACACUAGUUCUUUCUAACCGGAAAGCCGCAUACGGACUUACAAGAGCUCAACAAGCGAACCCUCCGAUACCAACAGCAUAUCUCGCUUUACAACCUUACCUAAAAACAAAUCCUGGAAAAACUCGAGAUGACUAUGAUGCAGAGGUGGCCAAGAUCGUGUUGAAGGAGAAACCAGAGCUUGUCGUGUUAGCUGGGUGGAUGCAUGUCUUUGGAGACGGAUUUCUCGAUUUGACGAACGGAGCUGAGCCACCUAUUCCUGUAAUCAACCUCCACCCUGCUUUACCAGGCGCGUUCGACGGUGCAAAUGCCAUCGAGCGAGCCUACGAGGCAGCACAGAAGGGGAAAGUAACACACUCGGGAGCAAUGGUGCAUAGAGUGGUUAAAGAGGUCGAUCGAGGAGAGCCGUUGAUUGUUAGAGAGGUGCCGAUCGAGAAAGACGAACCCUUGGAAACCUUUGCGCAGAAGCUUCAUAGUGUCGAGUGGGAGAUUAUUGUGAAGGCGACGAAAAAAGCGCUGGAUGAAGUGAAGCCUAUACAGGCAUGA